Molecule: messenger RNA, 1110 nt
Organism: Corylus avellana
Lineage: Eukaryota; Viridiplantae; Streptophyta; Magnoliopsida; Fagales; Betulaceae
Source: RefSeq, a predicted model, not a curated record
AUGUCUAAUAACAAUAAUGAUGUGGAGAAUUUAAGAUUUGGUGCCAGCCAAAAAGGUCCAGAAGCUCCUACUCCAUCUGGUGAAAUCCAAACAAACUGGCACGGUGUCCUACUCCAGCAAGCCUCAGUCUAUGGAAUAGCAGCCGGUUACUGCCUAUCUGCAUCUUUGCUUUCCAUCAUCAACAAAUGGGCGGUCAUGAAAUUUCCUUAUCCCGGGGCAUUAACUGCUUUACAGUACUUCACAAGCACAGCUGGGGUCCUCAUUUGUGGAUGGCUUAAUUUCAUUGAGCGUGACAGGCUUGACCUUUUAACCAUGUGGCGCUUCCUGCCUGCAGCAAUUAUAUUCUACCUUUCUCUUUUCACCAACAGUGAGCUCCUUCUUCAUGCCAAUGUUGACACAUUCAUUGUCUUCCGUUCAGUAGUUCCCAUAUUUGUUGCAAUAGGAGAGACCCUCUUCUUGCGCCAGCCAUGGCCGUCAAUUAGAACAUGGAUCUCACUUGUCACUAUCUUUGGAGGGAGUGUGCUUUAUGUGCUAACAGAUUACCAGUUCACAGUCAUGGCUUAUAGCUGGGCUCUAGCUUACCUGGUAAGCAUGUCCAUAGAUUUCGUUUACAUAAAGCAUGUAGUCAUGACCAUCGGUUUGAAUACAUGGGGUCUCGUGUUGUACAACAAUCUUGAGGCUCUCCUACUGUUUCCUUUGGAGCUGCUUAUAAUGGGUGAAUUGAAGAAGAUAAAGCAUGAAAUCACGGAUGAGUCAGAUUGGUACUCUUUCCAGGUGGUUUUGCCAGUAGGGUUAUCAUGUUUGCUUGGUUUAUCAAUCUCUUUCUUUGGGUUUUCUUGCCGGAGGGCAAUUUCUGCAACCGGGUUUACUGUUCUUGGUAUAGUGAACAAACUAUUAACGGUUGUGAUUAAUUUGGUCAUUUGGGACAAUCAUUCGACGUUUGUGGGAACAAUGGGGCUUUUGAUUUGUAUGUUUGGUGGGGCUAUGUAUCAGCAGUCUACAAGCAAAAAGCCUAAAGAUGCAAAAGAAGUCAAUGCACAGGAGACUGACGGGGAACAACAAAAGUUGCUUGAAAUGCAAUGCAACUCAGAAAGUAACGGUAAUCAGUAG